AUGGCUAACCCCAUCGUCCGCUUCCUGUCACACAUUUUCAGGAGCAAGGAUUUGGUGACAUUAAAUGGGCUGGUGGCUCUGGGCACCACGGGUGGCCAGGAGCUCUUCUACUUGUUGGCCUUCCACAUCAUCCUCAACAACCAAACCAGGAACCUGGUGGACGGGUGCCGGAGCUUCAGGACCAAGAAAUGCCCAUGCAUCCUAUAUUCUAUCGGGGGUCGCGCCCUCGUGGCCCCCCUCACCUGGUUGGUCAUCUCCGCGCUGCGCGGGGACGCCUACAUCUGCGCAUUCAGCGAGUUUGUGGACCCGUCCUCGCUCACGGCUGAGAACGAGAGCUUCCCUCUCUCCCACGCCACGCAGAUCCUGGCCAGGUUCCCUUGCGGGGAGAGCCCUGACAACCUAUCGGGCAUCCGGGAGGAGGUGAGCCGCAGGCUCAAGUUUGAGUCUCAGCUAUUAGGGUGCCUGUUCCUCUGCACAGUGGCCGUGAACAAGUGCCCCAAGGCCUGCUGCUCGAAGCUCGGGAGCAGCUCUUCCGACACGGCCGACGUGCACUCGCUCACGCUGGCGGCCAACAACGUGAAGCAGUUCUUCAGCUUCGUGGCGCUCAGCCAGAGGGACCAGGCGCUAAUGGCCAAGUUCCCAAAGCAAGGCACACAGCUGAGUCUACCGUGGGACAAAAUCACUGGCAGCUCCGAGUACCAGGAGAUGCUGGGCAUCCCCCUCUACAGCCGCCUGCACAAGUGGGCCUUCUGUCAGCCUGACAUCGAUGAGGAAUUCAAUAUGACCCUACUUCCCCACACGUAG
This is a messenger RNA of Sorex araneus (European shrew), 804 nucleotides long. Its product is annotated as calcium homeostasis modulator protein 2-like. The record is from RefSeq and is a predicted model, not a curated record. Gene Ontology annotation, molecular function: monoatomic cation channel activity. The transcript is spliced from 4 exons. Lineage: Eukaryota; Metazoa; Chordata; Mammalia; Eulipotyphla; Soricidae. Bases 1 to 804 code for a protein of 267 amino acids.